AUGGAUAAAGCUACAACAAAACGUAUAAUCAGGUACUAUGAAGACCUUUGGUAUCAGAAGUCUGGAGUAUUUAAGCCUAAACUGCUGAAACUGCUUCCGUUUCCAUUGCAAACGGAGAUCUGUUACGACUUAAAUGCAGUACCUCUAUACAGUUCUUUAAUAUUUAGAAAAUUACCCGAAGCUUUUUUAAGACGUCUAUCUGUAACAAUGAGUCACCGAUUUUAUUUACCAGGCGAUAUUAUUUAUAACCACAAUCAAAAUAAAACUGAUAUGAUUUGUGUAACGAAUGGUGUUUUGGAGCUACUAUCGGAUGAAGAUGAUGAGAGUCCAAUGAUUUCAUUUUCUAAAGGAACCUGCUUUGGAGAGAUAGCACUGAUAUUAAACAUACCUGCCAGAUGCACAGUAAAAGCCGCUACUUAUGUUGAAUGCCAAAUUUUGAAAAAGACUGAUUUUACAAAAUUAAUGAUCACAUAUCCCAAUUUAGUAGCUCAAAUACGAAAAGAUAUACAAGAACGAAUCGACAGAAGUCGACUUAGAAAGAAAAAACAAACCAGCAACGAUCAACUGUUGUUGAAUAUUUACGUUUCGAAAGAAAGAAAAAAGAGCAGCAUCAAAUGUUUGAAAGAUAAACUACGAUACCGGCAAGGUAAAACAGAUGUGGACCUAACUAAAGAUAAUGAACUCGAUGAAAAUUGCUUAGAUCUUUAUAUAUUAUCUGAGCACAUUAAAAAGAGGAAAUUAAACUUUACGUGUAUUAAUUCAAAUUUUCCGUGGAUUUUGGAGUCUGAUUGCUACCUAGCAAACGUCACCAAAACGAAGUUUCCAUUAAUUACGUCCAUAUACUUCGCCACUACACUUUUGCUCUCCGUUGGCUAUGGUGAUUUCAUUCCUGGUGACAAAUGCGACAUGGGAUUAGUUGCUUUUCUCAGUCUUUACGGCGUUUUGCUUACCGGUUACUGUAUAUCGGAGUUUUCCUCUGUUGUGACACAUUGGUCAAGAACAAAAACAGCAUUUUUGGAAGUGAUAAUUACCAUUGACAAAUUCAUGAAGGAAAAUAAUAUGAGUCAAGCUAUUAAAUCUAGAAUUAUGGCGUUCUACGAAUUACAGUGGCAAUACAAUUCGGGUGUAGAAUUAACGGAUGAGAGCUGGUUGGACACAACGGUCGUCCCCACUGAGUUACGAAAAAAAGUCUUACAUCAAGCGAGAUUUAAAGCUCUCACGUCCAUUAAGUUCUUUCAAGUAAAAAAUAAGGCAUACAUUCAAACACUUACUGAAACGGCUAGAGACAUAAUCCUUCCACCCGGUGAAAUAGUUUACUAUGGCGGAACGAUUUCAAGGGAAUUAUACAUAAUCGAACGAGGGUACUGUUUGGUAACGUCUAAAACGCUGAAGGAUGGGAAGAAGGAACGAGUCAUCGGCCCGGGAAAUCACCUAGGUUUGUUGGUGAUGUUGUACGGAGUGCCAGCUGUCAACACUGUUGUAACCCUAACCCAUUGCAAGAUUCAUAAGUUAUACGCUGCCUUUUGGACAGAAUCUAUUGGCGCACUAAAACGAGUAGGCUCUUGGUUAGAUGAAGCAAAAACAUUUAAAAUUAAAAACAUAACGCCGACGAAGGCGUAUCUUUUGGCUUAUUAUUGGUCUGCUACAAGUUUUAGCGGCGCCGGCUUCGGUGAUAUCCUUGCUCAAGACACCACCCACAUGAUCCUCUCCAUUUGUAUCAACGUACAUGGCGUUUUGUUCUUUGGCUAUGUGUAUGCACGAAUGGCGUCCCUAAAAGCUAUGGCUGAUCAGAUGAUAACAAAGUUUCAAGAAAAUUUAAAACAUUUAGAAUUGUUUUUGAGUAGCGAGAAAGUUGCGUUAUUGCUUAAAAGGUCAAUCAUCGACUACUGGAAGUAUCAAUGGAAAAGGACUGGAGGCUGGUCACAUCAAACUAUACUAGGAAAACUGCACUCGAACUUAAACGAAGACGCUGUGUUGUUCAUGUAUGAGAAAACGUUACGAGAAAUACCUUUAUUUGAAAAUGUGGAAUAUUCGUUCUUUAGAGCCUUUGCGAAGCAAUUGAAGGAAAAUUACUUUCAAAAAGGCUAUAUGGUGAUAAGAUCGAAUGAGGUUAUAAGCAACAUGUACAUCAUCUACCGGGGAAAGGUUGAUAUUAUAUCGGACAGCAAUGAGGUUGAGGCUUGCAUGGGACCUGGUGGAAUAUUUGGAAAUAUUCGUGGUGCAUCUAGGUACCGGACACGUUCAAAUAUUGUUGCGUCUAGAAAUAUAGACUUACUAAGCAUUGAAGGUCCCGAAUUUUAUGCUAUUUUGAAGAGUUACCCCUCUGUGUUGAAAAAAGUGAAGCAAUCAUUCGAUUCGACUUCUGCAGAUUACGUAAUACCAACGGUUAUGUCUGAAGAGAUAAGUCUUGUACAGCCAUUUUCCUUAACCUACGAAUCAGGGGCAGAUGAAGACGACGUACCGGAUAUAAAUACAAAUGUCGAUAGCCCCGAAAAAAGUAUAGCAUCUCACGGCUCAAGAUCUGUUACAUCAGCAGGCAACGAUGAAUUUAUUGCUGCGAAGUAUUUAUUAUUCAUACCGCAUAGCACAAUAGCAAUAUGGGCGUCAAUACUAACGCACGUGAAUGCGUGCCUUUUCUUUAAGUUGUCCUGCUUAACGCCAGUACAUUGCACUUCGGCGAACUGGAUGUCCAAAGAGGAAUUGAGUUUACGUGCCCAGUAUGCUGAGGGACAAUAUUUUUCUUUGUACGUAGCAUCUUUAUGGUAUAUGAUGAAUCUGCUGACCAUAACCGGAACAGGGGAUGUAUCAUCACAAAAUGAUUUUGAAGUGAUAGAAACGAUCAUUAUAAUCAUCAUUAUCAAAUUCUGUACAGGUCUCCUAAUAUCGGAAAUGUCAGCGAUGAUAACAGCACACUCGUCGUCACGUAUAGCAUACGAUUAUAGAAUAAACGAAUUGAGGGAUGGCCUUAGAGACACUGAUCUCAGCGAGCAUCAGACGAACAAGAUGUGGGACUACGUGUGCGAGCUUUGGAACAGACAACAAGGGCGACAAGUCGAAGUGUUGACAGUACACCAGAAUUUGACAGAAUCUAUUUACGAUGUCCUAGGUCCCGAAGAUUGUUUUGGAUUAGCGCAAGGUUUGUUUGUGGGGGUACAGCACUACUUUUCGUUCCGAGCACGUACUGUGGUGGACAUCGUGUAUUUGAAAUUAGACGAAUGGAAAUAUUUACUUGAUUUCUAUCCAAAGUCGGCAAAACUAGUGAGGAAAAAAGUAGAAAAUGUGUAUUUAGCAAUUUAA
Parnassius apollo (apollo) is the source of this 3297-nucleotide messenger RNA. The record is from the annotation of a GenBank genome assembly. Lineage: Eukaryota; Metazoa; Arthropoda; Insecta; Lepidoptera; Papilionidae.